AUGCUCUUUUCGGCCAUAUGUCGUCCCGUGUGCGCCCGAUGGGGCACAGUCACGAGUAUUUCUGCGGAUACUAUUUGCGACUGCCACUUCGCAAAAAAUCCCAUGAACCUGAUUGUCAUACGAGAGCAGAGCAUACCAAAGACUGCCAGGAUCACCAGGAAGAGGUUGCUGUACCCACAAGACUCCGCCGAGGUAGGCAUUCCUGAAGGCGCUCAGUGUCCCCUUGGGCAUCAACAGAGCCGUAGCGCUUACGAUGCAGUCUGGAUCGAAGAUGUGUACCCUCGUGGUGGUACUCUUUCCACUUUCGCAGCCAUCAGCUCGCCAGCUUGCGCCUUUUAUGCUACCUAUGAAGAAGAGGGGUGGGUCUUGCAGGGCAAUGUUAACCAGUGUCAACUGUUUCCGUGGCUCACUGAAUCGAAGCAUGGCUUGGUAAAUACGAACAUUUUCAUGGCUUGCAAAGUCGGCACUUGUGGAUUGGGAUGUAAACAAGAGAAUUGGUCAGUGCUCGACGGCAGAAAAAGGCUAGUGCUCCAGUACUGCGCAACUUCUUCUUGGGAGGGGAGAUCAGGAUUGACUCCAUCAGAAGAGCGCAAGAGGCCACCGUCCUUGUUGUACAUGCUGUCCCGAAGCCGCCAUGUCGAGUGCGAGCAACGCGAUGACAGUCACAAUUUGGCCAUCGCCGAUCACGAAGCCCUGGGCCACCGAGCAUCCUGCGAUAAAGCCAAGAACGAGGCUUCUGCUCAGGCGUCCUGGACCGAACAAUUCCAUCAACUCGGAGGAUGUCUCAGUAAUCGCAAGGGGUUACUAGCGAUGCCACAUGACCCUUGA
This is a messenger RNA of Zasmidium cellare ATCC 36951, 828 nucleotides long. RefSeq lists its product as uncharacterized. The transcript is spliced from 3 exons. Bases 1 to 828 code for a protein of 275 amino acids. The record is from RefSeq and is a predicted model, not a curated record. Lineage: Eukaryota; Fungi; Ascomycota; Dothideomycetes; Mycosphaerellales; Mycosphaerellaceae.